AUGUCUGAGGCUGAGAGUAUCCCUGAUGAAGAUAUCCUCUUGAUGCUUCGACUAUCCUAUUGGAUUGGUUCCGCAUCUCCAAAAUAUUCGAACUUGCCCAUACUCCGUAUUAUCGAAAAAUAUUCAGCGCUCGUUCUGGCGCAGAACGGAACGUUAUCUCCGGAGGAUUUGACCGAGUACUUUGGGACACCGCCAUCCGAUAUUCCCGGCUUCCUUAAAAUAAUAGGGGGCAUUGACAAUUUAUCUGGCUGGACACCGAUUAUCGCCGAAUACCAAUACCUCCUACCACACCCCAGAAAUAUAGGCAUUAUAUUGCCACUUUUCCUCGUAUUUUUGGCGGUAACAUCGAUUGCUGUGGCCUUGCGGAUGAUAUCAAGACAUCGAGUCGGGGGCGGACUUAGGUCGUUCGACUGGUUAACACUAGCUGCCCAUGUGAGUAAUCAAAUCGCACCUGAGUUUACAAAGCGGUUGGAAGUGCUUUUCAUUCCCUCGAUUUACAGUAUACAACUUCUCAAAGGUCAGGAUCUAUAUAGCUAA
This is a messenger RNA of Orbilia oligospora ATCC 24927, 537 nucleotides long. RefSeq lists its product as uncharacterized. The record is from RefSeq and is a predicted model, not a curated record. Lineage: Eukaryota; Fungi; Ascomycota; Orbiliomycetes; Orbiliales; Orbiliaceae. The coding region runs from base 1 to 537 and encodes 178 amino acids. The transcript has a single exon.